Ilex paraguariensis (yerba mate) is the source of this 429-nucleotide messenger RNA. NCBI's taxonomy places the organism in Eukaryota, Viridiplantae, Streptophyta, Magnoliopsida, Aquifoliales, Aquifoliaceae. The record is from the annotation of a GenBank genome assembly.
AUGAUCAGAUCUCUUCUUGUCGGCUUGUACCACUCGAAGGCGCGGGAUUGUAAGACUAGGGCUUUUGAGGGAUUUGGAAUUUUGGAGGGUUUUGUGGAGUGCGGGUCCAUGGACGGAAAUGGAGGUUCGUGCGAAAUGGGAACUGUUGGGAUCAUCGAUUUCGGUCCUCCGACGGAAUCGGUGGUGGAUCUGACUGGUAAGGUCCAUCAGCUGCCAUGUUGUAUCAAGUACGACGGUCCUUGUUCUGUUUCUGACUACUUCAAACCCAAACCCACUGGGAUUGAAGUUGAUGGUCUUAAAAUAGAGGAAGCUUACUUCAGAGGAAGGAAGCUGCAAGGCACUACUAUUCCACUCCCAGAGGGGUAUUCCGGUAAUUUACUUCUCGCCCAUUUUCUUUUCUUAAGUUGGUUUUCAUUGGUGUUUGUUUGA